CGACCGGCUAUUAACUUGACUGAUCAUGAAUGUUAUGUAAUUUUUGCAAUAUAUAACGAUAAAAUGAGCAUCUACAUUCUUCAUGUAGAACUAGAAGCGCCACAAUUUUUGGGAAAAGGGGUUACAAAAGGGAGCAUAAUAAAUAUUGUUAUUAAUUUUUGGAAUCAACACACUGCUUUAUACAAAAAUAAUCGUCUCUUUUCAACAAAGUAAUACAAAUUUUGGCAACUCUUAUUAUUUGACGCUGCUCCUAAUAUAUUAUAAUUCGAAAAUAUCUGGCUUUUGACGCAAUAGUUACACAGUUAUAUAACUACUGUUUUAUAGGCCAAUAAGGAAACACACCACUGAAACAAACCUCGGACCCUUUAUUCAAUUCAAGGCACUAAACGCAAAACGACCACUGAACGACCACUGAACAAGUAAGUCAUUAAAAAUAUUAAUUGAAAUUUGAUAAUUAUGUACCACGAGAGCUGUGUGAUAAUAUAAGAACCUUGAUACGCGCGAAAAGUGGCAUGCAACGUAUGUCAAUAAGAACCUAUGUUGAUCCUGGAAUGUUGGAUCUUUCAAUCUGCAUCAAUCCCCUUACAGCUGAUUUCAUUUCAGAGAUAUCAAUUGAUCAACAAUGGAUAACUAUUUGGAAAAUGGAAAACAAAUAUACGAAGAAUAUUGCUCAACAUCUGAAAACCUGCCCACAAUGCUUCCAAGAGCACCGGAGCAGACCUACAUUGAUGUAUAUCCAGAUGAAGAUCAGCCCGGUCCCAGCUUUACAGAUGACAGAAGACAUCAAUUAGACUACGAGACUGAAGUUAAGGUGUAUAGGGCUUUGGAAGAGGUAGAUGGAAACUUCAUUGUUCUUCACAGUUUCAAAUACACGCAUCAUCAAUAUCGUUUGUGUGCAGGUAAAAGUCAUAUCCGAAAAGGAUGUUCUAAUUGUAAAGGCAAAAAUGCAGAAAAUCAGGAGGGGGAAAGUGACUUUCUCAUCAUUUGUGCGGACAGUUUCAUUAUCAUCGAGGUAAAGAACAUGGAUAAUGUUGGAGAGGUUUUGGAAUGUGAACCAGACUUCCACCUGUGUUCAAUUGGCGAGGACUGGCAACCUCAGUGUAACAGAGACCAGCAGUUGAAAGCAUUAAUCGGAACGUUCCAGAAAUCAGUCAAACAAAGAAACAAGAUUGUGGAACUGAUCAAGUGUAUGGAUAAGGAUGCAAAAAUUCUUCAGUUUACUGCCUAUCCUAAUUUUAGUAAACAGUUUAAAGAUGAGUUUAAAUUUAGUGAGAUUACAGAACUCCCGUUAAGUGAUGAUGAACUGUCAACUAUCAUAUUUGAAGAGGACCUUUGUCGCAACGAACUUGAUGCUGCUUGGUGGGCAGCAAAUGUAACUCUGGCCAAUUAUUCAUCUUCAGAUUCCCAUGAGAGAGUAAGGAACAUUUUGUUAGCUAUUUGGGCCACAGAGAGAAACACGUGUGAUAAAUCCAAGUGCAGUUUAGGACGAUGUAUUAUGGAUGUCAACAAACAACUUAAGGAAGGUCGCAUUACUUUUGAGCCUAAAAAAGGUAAAAACCGUAAUCAAAAUCCCGCAGUUGUCAAAGCUCCCGAUGUUAUCAGAAACAAUUCUAAUGUGGAAAACCUAACAGUAGAACAACACAAUGCUUUUGAGUCAAAAGAGAAUUUGUUGUUGAUUAACGGUCCCGCAGGGGCGGGCAAAACUGUCAUAUUGUGUGGUAAAAUACUGCAACUGUUAGAGUCUGAUAAGAACAAUAAAGUUGUGGUAUUUAAGUUUACUGGAGAAGGGAACAAUUCACAGCAUUAUCAAAGUGCGUUAGAUAACGCUAGUAUAAAAUCGAACUGAUAAGCGCAGAUGAAGAUGAUCACACUCCAGAACAACUAGCUAAUCUUAUAACAAAGUGUUUGUGUAGUGUUAUUAUUGUCGAGAUACCAGGUUAUGAAGAUACCACAUAUUUAACAAAUAGACUCAGUGUACUAAGUGGUUAUAAUUUGUUUGUUGAUGAUAUACAGACAGUAAUUAGAUAUAAUACCACAGCUGAAAAGUGGACUUUAUUGAUUAACAAGUUAAAAGACUUAUCAGCAGAUAAGAUUGUGUGGAUAGCAUAUGAUAUUGUCCAGGUUUGGGCGCUAACAGACACAGAUCUCAUUUCAAUAGUAGCUAAUGUAAUUACUGAUACAUUAGCACCUCAUCAGAGGACUACUUUAUCUAGUAACUUGAGAAAUACACAUGAUUUAUCGAAUAUUUUAUCUGUAAUCAGAGAUCAAUUCGUUAAGUUAUGUUCUCUUAAAUCAGAUAUUUUAGAUAUUAUUUUACCUUCACAAUCACCAGGACACUUUAUACACGGUACAUUGCCUGUUAUACAUGUUUUUAAUAAUCGUAAUGUUGAUAGUAUUGUACGUGUUAUUAAUAUUGAUUUAGAUAGAUUGUGUGCUACACAUGAAUUAGAAUAUUCUGAUAUAGGUAUAGUACAUACUAAUUACACUAGUAGUGUAGUACCACUAGUUGAGGACAGUGUUAAUAUGAGAUGUAAUGACACUGCUAGUAAGAUUGCAGUGUGUCACAGUAGGUAUUGUGCCUCUAGUGAGUGGCCUGCUGUAAUAGUACUGUGUAAAGUGUGGGGUAGUGAGGAGAAGGACCUGACUACACUUUACUUAGCGUUAUCAAGAGCACGUGUACACUGCUCUGUUGUUAUAUUCCCAGAGGAGGGUGAAACAUUAGACGAAUCACCUUACAUGUUACAUUUGUUACAUAAUCUGAGUAACUACGCUCGCAUUAUACGAUAUUAGAUAUGAUGUUACUGUGUAAUAACGUUAGUGGGUGACUAGUUCUAUUGUUAUGAAACAUGUAUACAUAAGCCUUGAAUACGUGAUAGCUCAACAAUGAGUGAACUUUUACGAACUAAUUACCGAUUUUUGAAAACUGUGAGACCAAGCCGGGACUCGAUCUCGCUACGUCCGGGCUAGACAGACAGAUAAGGAGAUAAGGCUUAUGCUUAACCGAUUGCGCCACUGUGCUGAUAACAAUACAAACAUAUUAAGCUAAAAAUUGAGCGUCAUUUUGCAAAUAAUUUCACCCACUAACCAAACUUAUUCGUUAUUGUAGUUAUUUAUAUAAUGCUAAUUACUAUGAAAUUACUAUCCACUAUAG
Bolinopsis microptera is the source of this 3151-nucleotide messenger RNA. RefSeq lists its product as uncharacterized. The transcript is spliced from 2 exons. The record is from RefSeq and is a predicted model, not a curated record. Bases 623 to 1846 code for a protein of 407 amino acids. Lineage: Eukaryota; Metazoa; Ctenophora; Tentaculata; Lobata; Bolinopsidae. Gene Ontology annotation, molecular function: ATP binding.